AUGGUCACGACAGAACUCUCCCACUCUCACUACUCUUCCAUCAUGACCAAACCCACUCUCAAAAACAAAUCUUCCUCUCCAUGCUUCUCCGACGGGUUCCUCUUCCUCGGAGGAGCACUCUCAGCUCUUGUACUCGUCUGGGGUUUCUCCACCUUAACAAUACCCAUCCCAUACCAAAACCCCACUUUAAAAUCCCAACAAAACAACGCCGUUUCAAAUCCCACUCCUGACUUACUCUACGACCCACCAGACCAAACAUUCUACGACGAUCCCGAAAUGGGAUACAACAUGGACGACAACAUUCAAAACUGGGACGAGAAACGACAACAAUGGCUAAAACUCCACCCUUCUUUCUCAGAUAAAGAAAAAGUCCUAAUGCUCACCGGAUCACAACCCUCCCCGUGCAAAAACCCAAUCGGCGACCACUUGUUACUAGGAUUCUUCAAAAACAAAGUAGAUUACUGUCGUAUCCACGGCUACGACAUUUUCUACAACAACGCUCUUUUACAACCUAAAAUGUUCGCAUACUGGGCUAAAUACCCUGUCGUUAAAGCCGCAAUGAUGGCCCACCCGGAAGCCGAGUGGAUCUGGUGGGUCGACUCAGACGCGUUAUUCACCGACAUGGAGUUCAAGCUUCCUUUUCAUCGUUACAAGAAUCACAACCUCGUGGUUCACGGUUGGCCUCAUUUGAUCCACGAGAAACGGAGCUGGACGGGCCUAAACGCCGGCGUGUUCUUGAUCAGAAACUGUCAGUGGUCGUUGGAUUUAAUGGAUGCAUGGGCCGGAAUGGGCCCGCAAAGCCCGGAAUAUGAAAAAUGGGGUGAAACCCUCCGGUCAAUUUUCAAAGACAAAUUUUUUCCAGAGUCAGAUGAUCAGACGGGCCUGGCUUACUUGAUCGCGGUGGAGAAAGAAAAAUGGGCGGACAGGAUUUACUUGGAAGGUGAAUAUUAUUUUGAGGGUUACUGGGAGGAAAUAAUUGGAACAUUCGAGAAUAGUACUAUCAGAUAUAAUGAGAUUGAAAAAGGGGUGCGUAGGUUAAGGAGGCGUCACGCGGAGAAGGUGAGUGAAGGUUACGGUGCGGUGAGGGAAGAGUUUUUGAGAGAGGCGGGUUAUGGGAAAGGGAGUUGGAGGAAACCGUUCGUGACGCAUUUUACGGGUUGUCAGCCGUGUAGUGGGAAGUAUAAUGAAAUGUACACGGCGGAGGCUUGUUGGAACGGGAUGCGUAGUGCGCUUAAUUUUGCUGAUAAUCAGGUUAUCAGGAAAUAUGGUUUUGUGCAUCCGGAUCUAGAGGAUAAUAGGGUUUCUUCUUUACCUUUUGAUUAUCCAAAACCUAAACCCAAGCAAUGA
Messenger RNA from Vicia faba (fava bean), 1347 nucleotides. The record is from the annotation of a GenBank genome assembly. NCBI's taxonomy places the organism in Eukaryota, Viridiplantae, Streptophyta, Magnoliopsida, Fabales, Fabaceae.